AUGGAUUCGAGUGAUUUUUUUAUAGAUACAAUUAGACGAGAAAUAACGGAAAAUAGCCUGCAACUGAAAGCCCUAAUACAAGAUAUCGACGAGUGUGUGGGACCCAUAGUGGAAUUACAGGCGUUAAAUAACGCUGGUCGUUCGAAAAUAAGCUCGCUAAGGAAACUAAUAGGUAAAUUAGGCGAUGUGGCGAAAGAGAACAAAAGCGCCGCCUUGGAAAAGGAGGUCCUGCUGCAACGAGAGCAAUUGAUCAGCAGCAUGGAUUCGUUCAAGCAGGCGAAUUUAAAGUCGAUGCUAGCCAUAGAAAAGGGCGCCAAGGAGGAGCUCCUCAAGCCGAAGCACCCCGACAAAGAAGUGCGGCAACGCCAGAAAAGGGACAAGGAAAAUAUGGCUACGAUGAGUUCAAACGUGACCGAUCAAUUGCUCUCUAUUAGCAGACAGUUGGCGCAGACUACGCAGAGAAGCGCCGCCACCCUAGAAACGCUGGUGUUCUCCUCGGAAACCGUCACGGGCACGAAAGAAGAACUGAAAGUUACUUCGGGCGUCAUCGGACAGUCCGGAAAACUGCUAGCCAAAUACGGCCGAAGGGAGUUUACGGAUAAAAUUUUAAUCGACUGGAACCAAUACGUACCGUGUUCUUGUGUAGUGCGUCGCGACCAUUGGUCUACAAUUCGUCGACCAAUCAUUGGGAAAGUGCACACUAAAAUAUCCAAUAUGGAAAGCCAGAUAGCCACGACCGCGGACGGUCAGGUGGUGACCCUCCCCAUCCAAGGGGUGGCCCCCGGCCAGGUCCAGAUGAUGCAAGUCAACGCCGGCCAGAUAAUCCAAGGGGCCAACGGGCAGCAAAUAAUGGUGCACGCCGUACCUUCCGGCGGACAAAUCCAAGUAGCAACGACCGGCGGUACGCAGGGACUACAACAGAUUCAGGUGGUGCCUGUGAGCAGCCUGCAAUCCGGACAAGUGCUGGUGCAACAGCAACAACAACCUCAAUUAGUGCAAACUUCGGACGGGCAAACGUUUCUAUACCAUCCCAUGACGAUCGAAGGGAGCAGCUUACAACAAGCCAGUCCUACGGUGUUGAACAUAAACGGGAAUCUAGUACAAAUAGCGGGUACUGCUCAAGCGGCCACGACCAACGGAGUGGCCCAGACCACUGUGGCUUCGCCUACUUCGCAAGUGGUGCCCCAAACGUUAACCACGGCGCCGCCCGGACAACUGGCUAUGGCUAACGGAAAUUUAGUCAUGGUGAGAAACAGCGCAGAUAUGGUGCCCGGUACGAGCAAUCAACAGUUUCAGAGAGUGCAAAUUCCUACCACGGAAUUUUUGGAAGAGGAACCGCUGUAUGUUAAUGCUAAGCAAUAUAGGAGGAUACUGAAACGACGACAGGCCAGGGCGAAGCUCGAAGCCGAAGGGAAAAUACCGAAAGAACGACCGAAAUACCUACACGAAUCUCGCCACAGGCAUGCCAUGAACAGGAUAAGAGGUGAAGGUGGUCGGUUUCAUUCCGGAUCAGUUAAAAAACAAAGGGAAGCGAUGGAGAGGCAACAACAGCAACAACAACAACAACAACAGCAACAACAGACGCAUCACGAAGUUCAAGGGACAAUUGGCGUUUCGUAUGGGAAUUUAGACAUGGGUACUCCGAUUAUAAUCGAGAGUGUGAUGUCUAAUAUUAUAAAACCGGAUCCUUGUUCCAUAGAAGGGAAUUAGUACUGGUAGAAAGUACUGUUAAAACAAUUUAUUUAUUAUUUUGUAAAUUUUGUGAAUAGCGAUAACUUUUUAUGUAUUUCUAUAUGAAUAUCCAGUGCAUUUACGAUUCUUUCUUUAAUCCUUAUCUAACAGUAGGAACGAUUGGUUUGGUCCUUUUUUUAUUGUAUAGAAAUUAUAGUAAAUGCGCGAGAUUUGUAUUUCCAUCGACGAUGUUUUGUUUAUGUUUAAUUUUGCGGUUAAACGAUACUUCCCUUUUGUACAUUUGUUAACAAUUUUUUGACUGAUCGAUAGCUGUAAUUUAGUUGUACUUUGAAUACGCAUUCAGUUAUAUAAACUAAUUGAAUUUUUAA
Molecule: messenger RNA, 2060 nt
Organism: Phyllotreta striolata
Lineage: Eukaryota; Metazoa; Arthropoda; Insecta; Coleoptera; Chrysomelidae
Source: the annotation of a GenBank genome assembly